Messenger RNA from Penicillium nucicola, 1719 nucleotides. RefSeq names its product flavin-containing monooxygenase. The record is from RefSeq and is a predicted model, not a curated record. Bases 1 to 1719 code for a protein of 572 amino acids. The transcript has 7 exons. NCBI's taxonomy places the organism in Eukaryota, Fungi, Ascomycota, Eurotiomycetes, Eurotiales, Aspergillaceae.
AUGGAGCUGCCCGAUAUCAUCCCAAGCGCUUUUAUCGCGCACCCACUGAAAGCUAUCGUCAUCGGUGCCGGCAUUUCCGGAAUCCAAUUUGCCCACGAUGCGGUCAUAUCACUUCCAUCUCUUGAUAUUGAGAUUUACGACCGAAACCCUUGUCUAGGCGGGACGUGGUAUGAGAAUCGAUAUCCCGGCUGCACAUGUGACGUUCCCUCACAUACGUAUCAGUUCAGCUGGGCACCAAACCCGCGCUGGUCCUCACUGUAUCCUCUGGCGCCAGAGAUUCACCAGUACUUGGAAGAUGUGGCGGACAACCACAAUCUGCGCCGGUUCAUGACCUUCAGUACGGAAUGCGUCUCGGCUGAAUGGAAUGAGGGCUUGUCCAAGUGGAAAGUCAGUCUGCGCAAUGUGGACACCAAUGAGGAGAGGACCAUUUGGUCUGAUGUUUUCAUCUAUGCUGUGGGCCGACUGAAUAACUACAAGUUCCCCAAUAUCCCUGACCGGGAAAAGUUCCAGGGUGUGCAGGUCCAUACUGCAAACUGGCCAGUUGAUACUGCGGUCAAGGAUAAGAGAGUGGUUGUUAUUGGCAAUGGUGCCAGUGCAGUUCAAUGCGUGGCUUCUUUGCAGCCCGUUGUCUCUAGCAUUGUCAACGUUGCGCGAGGACCAACAUGGAUUGUUCCGCAUGUCUUUUCCGGUGACGGCGCUGCUCAGCGUCACUACACAGCAGAACAAAAACAAACCUUCCAAUCGAAUCCUAACAAUUACUAUGACGAAUGCAUCAAAAUGGAGAAGUCGCUAGCGGCAGGCUUCUUGGGUCUAUGGAAAGGAACCAAAUCCCAAGCCAAAUUCUCAUCCUUGGCUCAAUCAUUCAUGAAAGCCAAGAUUGAAAGCCCGGAGCUGUUGAAUGCGAUUCUUCCAGAGUUUGAAGCUGGAUGUCGUCGCUUUACCCCCGGUGGUCCUUAUCUGGAUGCCCUGCAAAAGACCAAUGCUCUUUACGUGAAGGAUUCCAUUGCUGAACUGACAGAAAACAGUCUCAUUACCGCCUCAGGCAAGGAGCUUCCCUGCGAUCUUUUGGUCUAUGCCACUGGCUUUGAACCAUAUCAGCCACGUUUCCCUGUCAUCGGCCGCAACGGACAUUCUUUGACAGCGGAGUGGGACCACAGUGGUCCUUGCGAGAGUUAUAUGGCUGCGAUGGUUGCUGGAUAUCCCAAUCUCUUUGUGUUUAACCCACCAAUUUGCCCCGUCAAUGGAUCAGCAAUUCCAGGCAUCGAACGAGCAAGUAACUACAUGAUCCGAAUCCUAUCCCGGCUGCAGACAGACAGACUGCGAUCAGUCUGUGUAACCGAGAAGGCCCAGAGAAAGUUCAACGACUGGGUGCAGUCGAGAAUGCCACACAUGGUUUGGUCGGGACAUUGCAACUCCUGGUAUAAGAACGAGAACGGAAAGGUCAUCGUGCCAUGGCCAGGCACCGUACUCCACUAUUACGCUGCAACCGAGAUAAUCCGCUGGGAAGACUUCGACUUGGUCUACCAGAACGCAGGAGACAACUAUGCCAGUUUCGGGAAUGGAGUGACAGCCGUGGGCUUUGUGCCUGAUCAAUUUCCCUGGGUUCCCCGUCCCGAUAUUCUAUUCCCACAGACUCAGACAGAGAAAGCAGCGCCAGCCAGCAACAUGUGGCAUGUAAUGACUCGAUUCUUCCAGCUACUGGGCGUAUGGGGCUUCUAG